UAUUUCUUCACAACAAAAGAAUCAAUUAAAAUAAAAACACAAUUACAUAGAAGUUAUAAAAAAUAACAAUAAAGAACAAAAAUAAUAAUACUAUCAGUACAAAAAAGAAAAACAUGAUAAAUGGCUAAUUAUGAAUUAAUAGAUGAAACAAAUGGAGUACGUUACAAGCAUAUAGGAUGGCGUAUAGCAUUAUUGGUGAGUUUAUGUAUGUGCUCCACAGCUUUGGUGUAUCGAAUAUGGCAACAUAUCUAUGGACCUUAUUAUACGGUAAUACUGAGUUACCCACAAGUCAAGCAAAGUAUACCACCCGAAUGGAUUGAUCGAGCCACUAUGUAUAGCUUAGCUUAUCAAAAUCAAAGCCAAGAAUCACAUGAUUUUCGUUUGGUUAAAAAUUCUACAUUCCGUAUUAAAUAUUUACAUUCCGAUCAGGAUGACAAUUCAUCGACAGAGGCUAGCAGUAUUUUAGCACCUUUGCCUAAUGAAACACUAGUAGUUUGUUAUUAUACAAUAACCAGUGAGGAUAAUGCAUAUGAGAAUUUGAAAUUAACACAAGUCAAUGGUACACUAUGUACCCACAUUAAUGUGGGUAUGGCAUUUAUAAAUAAUUCCUCUAUUGCCAUUAGUCAAGGCUUAAAUGGUACAUUACUAUAUGAUAUGCCUCGACUGAAAAAACAGUUUCCGCAUUUAAAAUUUCUCUUGUGUAUUGGAGGCGGUGGCUCAUCAAGUGAUGGUUUCUCGGAUAUGGUGAAAAAUCAUCAGAGUCGUAAAGUAUUUAUACAAUCAUUAAAGGAAGUAUUGAGAAGUUAUGAAUUAGAUGGUUGUGAUCUAGAUUGGGAAUUUCCCAGCGCUUAUAAUCGUGAACGUAUGCAUUUUACACAAUUACUUUAUGAAAUACGUCAGGAGUAUGUAAGAGAAAAGCGACCAUAUUUGUUAUCUGUAGCAGUGGCCGCACCAGAAGGUAUUGCUUUAUUCGCAUACGAUGUAGGUGAAAUUAAUAAGUAUGCGGAUCAUGUCAAUUUAAUGUCAUAUGAUUAUCAUUUUUAUACAAAAGGAACGCCAUUUACUGGUCUAAAUGCACCCCUAUAUGCGCGUAGUAAUGAACAUUCAAUUCUUGGCACGUUAAAUAUUAACUAUUCGGUAAAUUGGUGGCUUAAGAAUGGUUUGGCACGUGAAAAAUUAAUUGUGGGUUUGCCAACUUAUGGUCAUUCCUUUACAUUGGUCAAUCCUUUUAAUACUGCUAUAGGUGCUCCAGCUGAAGGUUAUGGUCAUACUGGUAAUCAAGGUUUUAUAUCGUCUGGAGAAAUAUGUUGGUUUUUGCAACACAACAUUUUAAGUUCGUUAGAGUAUGACAAGGAUUCUUGUUCCUGUUACGCCAGUAGUGCCACGGAAUGGAUUGCCUUUGAUCAGGUUACUAGUAUAGCCUGUAAGGCAAAGUAUAUUAAAAUGCAUGGUCUUGGAGGAGCAAUGAUGUUUUCUUUGAAUACUGAUGAUUUCAAAGGAAUUUGCGUGGAGGGCAAAAAAUUUCCAUUAAUCGAAGUCGUUUAUAAAAUCCUGAAAAAAGUUUAGAAAUAGGUACAUAUAUAUGUAAAAUAGAAUGACAGACCAAAGACGAUAUCAGAGUUUAGAUGCAUUGUUUUGCUCUUUGUUAUUUAUUAUUUUAAAACUAAGAUUAAUCCAUUUGUUUUAAAUUGUAUGUAUAUUUUUUAAAAUUAAAAUUAGGUGAAAUGAAAAAAUCUUAAUAAAACUCUAGAGAAAUUAUA
Messenger RNA from Calliphora vicina (urban bluebottle blowfly), 1760 nucleotides. RefSeq names its product Chitinase 11 (gene Cht11). Gene Ontology annotation, molecular function: chitinase activity; chitin binding. NCBI's taxonomy places the organism in Eukaryota, Metazoa, Arthropoda, Insecta, Diptera, Calliphoridae. Gene Ontology annotation, biological process: chitin catabolic process; carbohydrate metabolic process. The record is from RefSeq and is a predicted model, not a curated record. The transcript is spliced from 5 exons. Bases 121 to 1566 code for a protein of 481 amino acids. Gene Ontology annotation, cellular component: extracellular region.